Molecule: messenger RNA, 1898 nt
Organism: Emys orbicularis (European pond turtle)
Lineage: Eukaryota; Metazoa; Chordata; Testudines; Emydidae
Gene: PPP2R2A
Product: protein phosphatase 2 regulatory subunit Balpha
Exons: 10
Coding region: 116-1462 (448 amino acids)
Cellular component (GO): protein phosphatase type 2A complex; cytosol
Molecular function (GO): protein binding; protein phosphatase regulator activity
Source: RefSeq, a predicted model, not a curated record
CCCGGUACAAUCUGCCGCCAUCCUCCCUCCACGCUCGCCAUCAGCCCGGCCAAGGGGGCCCUAUCUAGAGCUGAGAGGCAGCUCUCUCUGACCCGGCCGCUAUUGGCAGCCCAACAUGGCAGGAGCUGGAGGAGGAGGGAAUGACAUUCAGUGGUGUUUUUCUCAGGUGAAAGGGGCUGUAGAUGAUGAUGUAGCAGAAGCGGAUAUAAUUUCUACGGUAGAAUUUAACCAUUCUGGAGAAUUACUAGCAACAGGAGACAAAGGAGGUAGAGUUGUCAUCUUUCAACAGGAGCAGGAGAACAAAAUCCAGUCUCUCAGCAGAGGGGAAUACAAUGUUUACAGUACUUUUCAAAGCCAUGAACCAGAAUUUGACUACUUGAAAAGUUUAGAAAUUGAAGAAAAGAUCAACAAAAUUAGGUGGUUACCCCAGAAAAAUGCUGCUCAGUUUUUAUUGUCUACAAACGAUAAAACAAUAAAGUUAUGGAAAAUUAGUGAAAGGGACAAAAGACCGGAGGGCUAUAACUUGAAGGAAGAAGAUGGGCGGUAUAGGGACCCUUCUACAGUUACAACACUACGGGUGCCGGUAUUCAGACCCAUGGAUCUUAUGGUUGAAGCCAGUCCACGAAGAAUAUUUGCAAAUGCUCACACGUAUCACAUCAACUCUAUCUCCAUCAAUAGUGAUUAUGAAACAUACCUAUCUGCAGAUGACUUGCGGAUUAAUCUGUGGCACCUAGAAAUUACAGACAGAAGUUUUAAUAUUGUAGAUAUUAAGCCUGCCAACAUGGAAGAGCUGACAGAGGUGAUAACAGCUGCAGAGUUCCAUCCUAACAGCUGUAACACAUUUGUCUACAGCAGUAGUAAAGGAACAAUUCGUCUGUGUGACAUGAGAGCAUCGGCACUCUGUGACAGACAUUCGAAAUUGUUUGAAGAACCAGAAGACCCUAGCAACAGAUCGUUUUUCUCUGAAAUCAUCUCUUCCAUAUCCGACGUAAAAUUCAGCCAUAGUGGUCGAUAUAUGAUGACUAGAGAUUAUCUGUCAGUGAAGAUCUGGGAUUUAAAUAUGGAAAACAGACCUGUGGAAACAUACCAGGUGCAUGAAUACCUCAGAAGUAAACUUUGUUCUCUGUAUGAGAAUGACUGCAUUUUUGACAAAUUUGAGUGCUGUUGGAAUGGAUCAGACAGUGUUGUCAUGACGGGAUCUUACAACAAUUUCUUCAGAAUGUUUGACAGAAACACAAAGCGAGACAUCACCUUAGAAGCAUCACGGGAAAAUAAUAAACCUCGCACCGUUUUGAAGCCCCGCAAAGUCUGUGCGAGUGGCAAGCGAAAGAAGGAUGAAAUUAGCGUUGACAGCCUAGACUUCAACAAGAAGAUACUACAUACAGCCUGGCAUCCCAAGGAAAAUAUCAUUGCUGUAGCUACUACAAACAACUUGUAUAUAUUUCAAGACAAAGUGAAUUAGGGUUGGCAUUCCUAACAGAAGAGUCCACUUCCUGCAUAGUUGAGAUAGUUGAAUCUAGCAUUUGUACCUGUAAAUGAAAGAGAAUAAAAGAGAGAGGUCCAUUGUGGCACCCCUUUCCAGUGUUUAAAAAUGUGCCAUAUGACACACUUUUUUUUAGCUACAUGGAGAAAGCUCUGUUGAUCCAUCACAGUGGUGUUCUCCAUGUUUGCUAGCCAUUUAGGUGAGGGUAGGGCACUUUUUAAUUUAAUGACUACUUGCACCAUCUUGCCUAAUGGACUAGAUUGGACUGUAUCAACAUUGGUUUACUCCACUUUUUAUGCCUUCCAUUGUGAUGACGUCAAACACAGGGAAAGCCUUCAGUCAUGCUAUGGGAUUUAAUUGUGUAACCUCAUUACUGUAUCAUUUGUGGCCCUUUUUUAUUAAAUGCAGCUCAUUC